Messenger RNA from Oryza sativa Japonica Group (Japanese rice), 1995 nucleotides. Its product is annotated as probable DNA primase large subunit. Lineage: Eukaryota; Viridiplantae; Streptophyta; Magnoliopsida; Poales; Poaceae. Gene Ontology annotation, cellular component: alpha DNA polymerase:primase complex. Gene Ontology annotation, biological process: DNA replication, synthesis of primer; DNA replication initiation. The record is from RefSeq and is a predicted model, not a curated record.
GAAAAGCGCGGCAGUUUCCCGCCAAAACGCCACCAAAAUCCCCAAUCUCGCGCUAUCCCGCGUCCCACAAACGCGCCGACGGAGAGACGGGAGGGCAACGGGAGGGCUUAGCGCGUCGCUCCCAACGGUGAUUCGAGCCAAGACCUAGCCGCCGCCAUGGAGAUCGUGAGAUCCCACCGGCAGAUCGCGGCGGAGGCGGCGGCCGGCGUAGGAUGUGGCGGCGGGGCGGGAGGCCUGCCAACCUACCGGGUGGCGCCGCAGCUGGAGGUGCGGUUGGAAGAGUUUGAGCUCUUCGCCAUCGACCGCCUCCGAGUAUUGAAGGGGAUCGCCGACGGGCUCUCGCGAGGGAAGAGACCGGAGGAAAUGGAGAAAUUGGUCAAGGAAUUGUGGAAAGCCCAUAUGAGGCACCAGGAUCCUACAGAGACUUUGAACAAGGACAUAAUAUCUCACUUUGUUCUCCGUCUUGUCUACUGCAGAACGGAGGAGCUGCGGAAGUGGUUUCUCUCCAUGGAGACUACGCUUUUUCGCUAUCGCUUUCGGCUCGAGAGUCCUGAAUCACAGAGGAUGCUUAUGAGUGAGUUUCGACUUCCAUACAAAGCAUUGCCACACUCGGAAUUUGAGGCUGUCAAAGACAAGUUGAGCCAAGUUGCACGCACCAUUGGUCAAUCUGCAGCUGUUGAAUCUGUGUUCUUCAAGGUGCCUUUUGAAGAAGUUCCAGAUCUUGUUGCCAGCCGCCGAGUAUUUCUUUCAAAAGGAUAUGCUUAUGUUGCGAUGAGUCAGGUUGUUUCGCUUGUGGUUACCCAAUUCCGCUGCAAUAUCUCGAAGGCACUUGUUUUAACAAAUAGAAAAUGGACGGCCACCAUUAAGGAACAAGAAAAGGAUAGGUUGACUCCUAUUGUCGAAGCAUUGAGUAAUGCAUAUUUUGGACCUGAUUACUCUCAGCCAAAGGAUGCUGUUGAGAUUUCUCUGAAGGAUAUUGACCAACUGGCUAAAACUUCUUUCCCUCUUUGUAUGCGCCACAUGCUAGAGAAGUUGAGAGAAAACCAUCAUCUGAAGCAUGGGGGCAGAAUGCAGUUUGGUCUUUUCCUUAAGGGAGCUGGACUAAAGUUGGAAGAUGCUCUAGCAUUUUGGAGGGCAGAGUUUUCUCAGAAGGUUGGCUCUGAGCGAUUUGACAAGGAAUAUGCCUACAGUAUCAGGCAUAAUUAUGGAAAGGAAGGAAAACGAACAGAUUACACUCCGUAUUCAUGUCAAAAGAUUAUCUCUGCAACACCUGGUGUUGGUGAUCACCAUGGUUGCCCUUAUCGACAUUUUGGUGAAGACAACUUGAGAGCAGCUCUCAAUAAAAUGGGAAUCAGUGGUCAUCCAUUAGAAGAGAUAAUGGAUAAAGUGAAGAACAGGCACUACCAGCUAGCUUGCACGAUGACUUUUGAGGCAGAACAUGGUGUCUCAUGUGAUACUGGAAUCAAUCAUCCUAAUCAGUAUUUCAGUGAAAGCCAGAAAGUCUUGAAAGCAAAGAAUCAAGCAGUGCAGAGCCAAGGAACAACCUAAACUGUAAUGCUGCUGGCAAAAGUCAGUCCAUCCAAAUGCGGAAUUUCAGUUCGUAUCAAGAUUUCAUCCUUGCUGCUAAUGAUAUGGAGAACAACAAUUACUAAUCUUUAUUCUGAUGCCUAGAUGGAAUUCUAUUGCUUUGCACGGUUUCAGAAUUCCAACGGCUGAAUAUGUCAUCCCCCAAAAGUGAUGGAUGUCCCUGUAAACAUGACUUGAGCACAGAAAGUAGAUAGAACCGUACAAGUACGUACUUGUCAAAACCAAAGGAAACCAUGAUUAUGGAUAUCAAAUUAUUGUUUGUGUUGGUAAGUGGUAACUAUGUAACCAUGGUAACUAUGACCAGGGGGAGUUGUGAACACCUCAUCAGUUAAGUUGCGCUGUAAUGUUUCUGUAAUCGAAAACUUGUUCGACAAAACAAUUGCGCUUCCAGAUAUGCAAUUUCAUUAA